Messenger RNA from Fukomys damarensis (Damara mole-rat), 2605 nucleotides. RefSeq names its product four and a half LIM domains 1 (gene Fhl1). Bases 178 to 1149 code for a protein of 323 amino acids. Gene Ontology annotation, biological process: muscle organ development. Gene Ontology annotation, molecular function: transmembrane transporter binding. The record is from RefSeq and is a predicted model, not a curated record. The transcript is spliced from 8 exons. Lineage: Eukaryota; Metazoa; Chordata; Mammalia; Rodentia; Bathyergidae.
UAAUUGUGGAAGCAGAGCUGUGCAUGUUCCAUAGUGUAAGGAAACAGUUCAUGGAGUGCCAAACCCAGCUUUUGGCAAGCAAUUGGAAGCUGUUCUCAUCUGUAUCCAGCCCUUGCCGAAUACAUCCAGCUCUCUACACAUCCAGUGUGAGGUCCUUCCAGUUAUAAGGUGGGCACCAUGGCUGAGAAGUCAGACUGCCACUACUGCAGGGACCCUUUGCAGGGGAAGAAGUACGUGCAGAAGGAUGGCCACCACUGCUGCCUGAAGUGCUUUGACAAGUUCUGUGCCAACACCUGUGUGGAGUGCCGCAAGCCCAUCGGUGCAGACUCCAAGGAGGUGCACUACAAGAACCGCUACUGGCACGAUACCUGCUUCCGCUGUGCCAAGUGCCUUCACCCUUUGGCCAGCGAGACCUUUGUGUCCAAGGACAACAAGAUACUGUGCAACAAGUGUGCCACUCGGGAGGACUCCCCCAGGUGCAAAGGGUGCUUCAAGGCCAUCGUGGCAGGAGACCAGAACGUGGAGUACAAGGGCACCGUCUGGCACAAAGACUGCUUCACCUGCAGCAACUGCAAGCAAGUCAUUGGGACCGGAAGCUUCUUCCCGAAAGGGGAGGACUUCUACUGCGUGACUUGCCACGAGACCAAGUUUGCCAAGCACUGCGUCAAGUGUAAUAAGGCCAUCACAUCUGGAGGAAUCACUUACCAGGAUCAGCCCUGGCAUGCCGAUUGCUUUGUGUGUGUUACCUGCUCUAAGAAGCUGGCUGGGCAGCGUUUCACCGCUGUGGAGGACCAGUAUUACUGCGUGGAUUGCUACAAGAACUUUGUGGCCAAGAAGUGUGCUGGAUGCAAGAACCCCAUCACUGGGAAAAGGACUGUGUCAAGAGUGAGCCACCCAGUCUCUAAAGCUAGGAAGCCCCCAGUGUGCCACGGGAAACGCUUGCCUCUCACCCUGUUUCCCAGCGCCAACCUCCGGGGCAGGCAUCCGGGUGGAGAAAGGACUUGUCCCUCAUGGGUGGUGGUUCUUUAUAGAAAAAAUCGAAGCUUAGCAGCUCCUCGAGGCCCGGGUUUGGUAAAGGCUCCAGUGUGGUGGCCUAUGAAGGACAAUCCUGGCACGACUACUGCUUCCACUGCAAAAAAUGCUCCGUGAAUCUGGCCAACAAGCGCUUUGUUUAUCACCAGGAGCAGGUGUAUUGCCCUGACUGUGCCAAAAAGCUGUAAAGUGACAGGGGCUCCUGUCCUGUAAAAUGGAAUUUGCAUCAUGUUCUUUGUGUCCUUGCUCUCUCUGCCCUACACCAUGAAUAGGACAAGAGUGGCCUUUCACCUCUUAAAGUUGUUCCUUCUGUCUUUUCUCCCAUUUUACAGUAUUACUCAAGUAAGGGCACACAGUGAUCGUAUUAGUAUUUAGCCAAAAGCAAACUUGCGGCAAAGUUAAUUUCUCUAUAGCUGCAAUGAAGAAACAAAACCUUAGGUAGAUUGACUCUUCUGCAUGUUUAUCAUAGAGCAGAAAAGUGCUAACCAUUUAGCCACUUCAUGAUGUAACCAAGAAGCAUAAGUGACAAAGCCCCCACUGAGGCGCCUUUUGUGGCUCAGCUGGGACCUACCAUGUAGUUAGAAGACUUGCGAGAGUUGCAGCGGCUGCUCCAACUCACUGCCCACCCUCUUCUGUGGGCAGGAAAAGAACUUGCUGGAAUGCAUGGUUUAGCUUCCUCAUUAAUCCUGACCUUCCUUCUGUUCUUUUGUGCUUUUACAUGACUAACAAGAAUUUUCAGAAAAUUAACAAUUGAACUUAGCUGUAAUUCUCAACUGACCAUUUUACCCACACUGAUGUUUGAUUUCCCUGUGUGGUGUGAAUUCUGAGCGUUCCUGCUUCACAGCAUGGGACAUACAGGUGAUUGGGAACGUGUGAGCAGAUCUGAGAAAAUGAGCCUGUUUCAGAGUAGCAGCAUCACAGCGAAUACUUGUGGAAGCUUAACAAAACUAACCCUGCUGUCUUUUUUAUUUUUUUAAUUAAUGAUACUUUUGUUUUAAUUAAUAGUAAAAUAGUUUAUGGGUUUGGAAACUUGCAUGACAAUAUUUGGGGCCCCCUCAGUCCUGCAGUGUUGAGAUUCAUCCUUCAGAAGUGACUGUAAAACUCUAGAGGGGUAGCUGAGCGGGCGCAGGGCUGUCAUUAAUGUGGAGCUGACAUUUUGAAACCGUGACGAGUUGAAUCCCUUGUAACAUGUAGUUGUCUGCUCUUCGUCUCUGUGCUCAAGAGUGCUGCACAGUCCCUUCUGUUGUGAUUCCUGGGACUUCUCAGGAGCUCAGCUGGCUCUCUGGGGAAGUGGGGAGGCCACCGUCCUCACAAGCAGAACCGGAUUUCCACCUCCUGCUUCCCUGAGAUGCAGGGUCACCUACUUACUGUGUUCUCCAUUAUUAUAUUGCAUACUAUCACAAGACAAUAUCCAAAGUAAACAUGUUAUGAUAGUACAUAUUAACGUUCUCAUAGGAGUGGUUAUAGAAGCCAAUGCCUCAUUUCUACAUUUUGUCAUUAGCUCCUUUCAUCUAAUGUUUCAGUGUAUCCUUACAGAAAUAAAGCAUCAUAGAAAUAACUUGCCUCUUGUGUU